CGUUAGUGUUUACGUCACAUAAACGCGCCGAUGAGAUCGCGACUCGCAACCACGAUGGAAGUUGAUGGACUGUCCGCUUUUUCACUUCGGGAAUUUGGUUGUGAACAGAACCUUUUGUCACGACCCGAUGGCUCGUCCUCGUUCGUCCAAGGAGACACCAGCGUGUUGGCAGGAGUGUACGGACCGGCAGAGGUGAAGAUUAGUAAGGAAAUCUAUGACCGGGCCACAAUGGAGGUGGUGAUACAGCCCAAAGUGGGACUACCAGGAGUGAAGGAGCGAGCCAGAGAGCAGUGCGUGCGGGAAACGUGUGAGGCGGCCCUCCUCUCCACUCUGCACCCUCGUUCCUCCCUUUCUCUCGUCCUUCAGGUUGUUCAUGAUGACGGUUCGCUGCUGUCCUGCUGCCUGAACGCGGCCUGCAUGGCGCUGAUGGACGCGGGGCUCCCCAUGGGCUGCCUCUUCUGCGGGGUCACCUGUGCCAUCGACCCGGAAGGACACAUCGUCACCGACCCCACGGCCCAGCAGGAGAAGGACAGUCGCGCCGUGAUGACCUUCGCAAUCGACAGUGCGCAGCACAGAGUGAUGAUGUCAUCAACCAAAGGGUCGUUUUCAGUUAACGAGCUGCAGCAGUGCAUAGCAGUCAGCCAGAGAGCUUCAGAGAAGAUCUUCCAGUUCUACAGAGAAUCGAUCAGGAGACGGUAUUCCAAGACUGUCUGACCGCGACCACACCCUUCCCUUCCGCCUCUGUACCCAACCCUGGGUCAAAUGCUUCAUUUGAAAUGCGUUGACCAAUUCAGACAACGGUAAAACUCCUGCAGAUUACUGACAUUUUUAAAAGCAGAACAAAAAUGAACAUGUCACCUGUGCACUCAAAUACAUAUUUGACCCUGGCCUGUGUUAAUUCUUUUUUGUUUAAUAAAAUAUGUAGAAAAUUUA
Anguilla anguilla (European eel) is the source of this 933-nucleotide messenger RNA. RefSeq names its product exosome component 5 (gene exosc5). The transcript is spliced from 6 exons. Gene Ontology annotation, biological process: U4 snRNA 3'-end processing; nuclear mRNA surveillance; rRNA catabolic process. Gene Ontology annotation, cellular component: cytoplasmic exosome (RNase complex); nuclear exosome (RNase complex); nucleolus. The record is from RefSeq and is a predicted model, not a curated record. The coding region runs from base 31 to 714 and encodes 227 amino acids. Lineage: Eukaryota; Metazoa; Chordata; Actinopteri; Anguilliformes; Anguillidae.